AAACCCUAAUGGGAAACAGGUGGCGACAGAAAAGGUUGCAGAAAAGCUGAGUUCUACUCUCUCAUGGGUGAAGAACACAGUAUCACAUACAGUCAGUCAAAUGGCCAGUCAGGUGGCAAGUCCAUCUACUUCGUUACACACUACAUCCUCAUCUACCACACUAUCAACACCAGCCCUUUCACCAUCUUCCCCAUCACAGUUGAGUCCAGACGACUUAGAACUCCUGGCUAAACUGGAGGAACAAAAUAGAUUGUUAGAGACGGAUAGUAAGUCUUUAAGAUCUGUGAAUGGGUCAAGAAGAAACAGUGGCUCCUCCCUUGUAUCAAGUUCAUCGGCCUCUAGCAACCUCAGCCACCUUGAAGAAGAUUCUUGGAUUCUUUGGGGAAGAAUUGUUAAUGAAUGGGAAGAUGUGCGCAAAAAGAAGGAGAAGCAAGUUAAGGAACUUGUUCGUAAAGGGAUACCCCACCACUUCAGAGCAAUAGUUUGGCAACUUUUAUGCAGUGCACAGAGUAUGCCAAUUAAGGAUCAGUAUUCAGAACUCCUGAAAAUGACUUCACCUUGUGAAAAAUUGAUCCGAAGGGACAUUGCUAGAACUUAUCCUGAACAUAAUUUUUUUAAGGAAAAAGAUAGCCUUGGGCAGGAGGUUUUAUUUAAUGUAAUGAAGGCAUAUUCUUUAGUGGAUCGUGAGGUUGGUUACUGUCAAGGAAGUGCUUUUAUAGUUGGAUUGUUGCUUAUGCAGAUGCCAGAAGAAGAAGCUUUCUGUGUAUUUGUUAAAUUAAUGCAAGAUUAUAGACUUCGUGAACUUUUUAAACCAAGUAUGGCAGAGUUGGGCCUUUGUAUGUACCAGUUUGAAUGCAUGAUACAGGAACAUCUUCCAGAACUCUUUGCACAUUUUCAGUCUCAGAGUUUUCAUACCUCAAUGUAUGCAUCAUCCUGGUUUCUGACUAUCUUUCUUACAACUUUUCCACUACCAAUUGCGACAAGGAUAUUUGAUAUCUUUAUGUCUGAGGGUUUAGAAAUAGUGUUUCGAGUAGGAUUAGCGCUUCUUCAAAUGAAUCAGGCAGAACUGAUGCAACUCGACAUGGAAGGGAUGUUACAGCACUUUCAGAAGGUCAUUCCACAUCAGUUUGACGGUGGUCCAGACAAAUUAAUACAGGCAGCUUACCAAGUGAAAUAUAAUUCAAAAAAAAUGAAAAAGCUUGAAAAGGAAUACACUACAAUAAAAACUAAGGAAAUGGAAGAGCAAGUUGAAAUUAAAAGGUUACGCACAGAAAAUAGACUUUUAAAACAGCGCAUUGAAACAUUAGAAAAAGAAAGUGCUUCCUUGGCAGAUAGAUUGAUACAGGGACAAGUGACAAGAGCCCAGGAGGCUGAGGAAAACUACCUCAUAAAACGGGAGUUGGCCACCAUCAAACAGCAGAGUGAUGAGGCCAGUGCUAAACUGGAGCGAGCUGAAAAUACCAUCAGGAAGCUCCAGCACCAGCAACAAUGGCAUAAAUGUGGUUCCAACUACAAUGAAGAUUUUGUGCUGCAGCUAGAGAAGGAAUUGGUCCAAGCCCGUCUGAGUGAAGCUGAGUCUCAGUGUGCACUGAAAGAGAUGCAGGAUAAAGUCCUGGACAUAGAGAAGAGAAACAACUCCUUUCCUGAUGAGAAUAACAUUGCAAGGCUUCAGGAAGAACUCAUUGCUGUGAAACUGAGAGAAGCAGAAGCUAUUAUGGGUUUGAAAGAACUUAGACAACAAGUCAAGGAUUUAGAGGAACACUGGCAGCGCCACUUAGCUCGUACUACUGGGAGAUGGAAAGACCCACCUAAGAAAAAUGCUGUGAAUGAGUUACAAGAUGAACUGAUGAGCAUUCGACUUAGAGAAGCUGAAACACAGGCAGAAAUAAGAGAAAUAAAACAAAGGAUGAUGGAAAUGGAGACGCAGAACCAGAUCAAUAGUAACCAUCUUCGAAGAGCAGAGCAAGAGGUGAUCAGUCUACAGGAGAAAGUGCAGUAUCUUUCUGCACAGAACAAAGGACUACUUACUCAAUUAAGUGAAGCAAAGCGCAAACAAGCAGAGAUUGAGUGCAAGAAUAAGGAGGAGGUGAUGGCUGUGAGGCUGCGGGAAGCGGACGGCAUAGCUGCUGUGGCUGAGCUACAGCAGCACAUUGCUGAGCUCGAAAUCCAGAAAGAAGAAGGAAAGCUUCAAGGACAACUUAACAAGUCUGAUUCUAACCAGUAUAUUAGGGAACUGAAAGAUCAGAUAGCAGAGCUGAAUCAUGAGGAAAUGCUUACUGUACACAUGAGAGACUCCAAGGCUGAAAGAUGCCGUGGCAGUUGAGAUGCACCUGGGAGCUCCUAACUGUUCCCUGCCUCUGCUUCAGGGGGCGGGACAGGCAGCCAUUGCACACAGCCCGCCACAGCAGACCAGACUAGAGCGGCUAGUCAAGUCCCCGUGCCUCGAACCUCGUCUCCUCCCCCACCAAGUGUUCUUCCUCUCCAGGCAGAGGCUUUCCUGGUCUGUGGUAUCACCUCUGCCCUUCCCACCCCAGGACUAGGACUAGGCCCCUCCUUGGUAUUUGCUAUACUUCUUCCUUCAAGGCACAAUUGUGUGUGGACCUGCCUGAACCCGACCAGGCUGACUCUUCCCCGUGGGUAGAAGAGAUGAUGUCUAUUCCCCACUGCCCUGCAUUGUCACUUCCGUUUUGUAUGUCUCAAGGUCCAGCUUCUUCCCUUGUUCCCUUCACUGGAUUGGGCCAGCCACCCUCCAUUUACAAAGAGAGAGUUUGUAACCUUUGGUGCAUGAAUAAAUGUUCGUCUCUGCACCUUCCUUUCUAUCAGAUCAGCUUCUGGUCAGGCUUAGGCUGUUCAGCCUAGAGAAGUCCCUGAGCCUCGUGCCUCUCCGCCACCUCCUCAGCCUGGCUGGGCUACUGCCAAAACUGCAGAAGCAAACUGCCAGGAGAGGAGGUGGAAAACCAAACAGUGGCAAGUCGUGAUGUUAAGCGUAAUUUUAUAAAUAUGAAGAAAAAUGUCAUGCCUUUCCCUGCCAGUUAACUCUUAGUCAAUUCAAAGGCUAAGGCCAGGUCCAGCUCUGCCCUUUUCUGGCAAACUGCUUUCCAGUUGUGCUCUUUGGAGGGAUGUUCCUGGCAGGCAGCUUCCACGGGCCAGUGCUGGGAUUUGAGUAAUCACAGGCCCAAGUAGGGUGUGUGGGAAGGUGUGUUGUUUGGUCUGGCUCACAGCCCUUGACACUGUAGCUAUUUUAAGCAGAUCCCACAGCCUUUCAUUCGCUUCACUAAUUUCUCUAAAAUAGAAUUGUUUAUUUAUGGGUUAAAAUUGGAGAAGCUGCUUGUUCAUCACCAAACUGCUCUUUGGUGAGACUCGAGACAAUGCAUGAACGAGGGCCCAAAAGGGCUCAGCACACACUGAGUGCUCAAUCAGUGUUAGCUAAAAGAGGCAUUAUGCAUUGCAUCUCUGAGUCGCCAGAACCAGUACAGGCCACUCCAAAGAUAGUUAUUGACUUGAUUGUUCCUUCCCUUGCCUCAACUUCUCAUCUGCACUCCAGUUCCACAUUUCCACUGUCUAUAUGUAUUCCCACAUAAACGUAUUGUUUGAGGUGAUGGCCGGACAGUCUAUUUCCUAAUUUCUGCCAGUGGUGAUAAUUACACUAUUUUUUGUUGUUGUUGUUGUUGUUGUUAGUAGUAGUAGUAGUAGUAUCACAUACCCUAAAAUCUCAGUGGCUUGCAACAUCAUUUCUCACCCAUGCUACAGGUCCAUCAAAAGUUGGCUGCUGCUCUGCCCUACACUGUUUUUACUCUAGGCACCAGGCUGAGGAAGCCACAUCUAUUUUGAACAUUGCUGAUUGUUAUCACAGAGGGAAAAGUGAUAUGGUGAUGACAUGCUGGCUUCCAAAACUUCUGCCAGGAAGUGAUAUACAUCACUUCCAGUUACAUUUUAUUGGCUGAGAUAAGUCACAUGACUAAGACUCCCCCAAGGAGAGGCAGUGAAUAGUUGGAAACAUAGUACUUACUUUGUGCCAACAACUAUUCUAGUACAUUUUUUAAAUAACAGCUUUAUUAUGAUAUAAUUCACAUACCAUAAAAUUCAGCCUUUAAAGUAUACAAUUAUAUAAUUUUUUUGGAUAUGCAGAGUUGUGCAACCAUCACCACUAGUGAUAAUGGUUCACAUCAAUUUCAAUAUAUUCACAUCAAUUUCAGAAUAUUUUCAUCACCCCAUCAAAAAAAACCCAUACCCAUUAGCAGUCACUCUCUAUUCUCUCCUCCCUCAGCUACUAAUCUACUUUUUUUGUCUAUGGAUUUGUCUAUUCAGGACAUUUCAUAUAAAUGGAAUUAUACAAUAUGCGACCUUUUGUGUGUGUUUCACUUAGCAUAAUGUUUUUGAGGCUCAUUCAUGUUGUAGCAUGCAUUAAUACUUCAUUCCUUUUUUUUCUUCUUCUGAAUAAUAUUCCAUUGUAUGGGUAUCCCACAUUUUGUUCAUCCAUUCAUCAGUUGAUAAACAUUUGGGUUGUUACCAGUUCUUUGCUAUCAUGAAUGAUGCUGCUAUGAACAUUCAUGUUCACAUUUCUGUGUGGACAUAGGUUUUCAAUUCUCUUGGGUAUACACUUAAGAGUGGAAUUUCUGGGUCAUGUAGUAACUCUAUGUUUAACAUUUUGAGAAACUGUCAAACUGUUUUAAGUGUGUGCAGUAUUUUACAUUCCCACCACCCAUGUAUGAGGGUUUCACUUUCUCCAUAUCCUUGCCAACACUUGUUAUUCCACGCCACCUUUUUAAAAUUGCCUUCCUAGUGGGUAUGAAGUUAUAUCUCAUUGUGGUUUUGAUUUGCAUUUCUCUAAUGUCUAAUGAUGUUGAGCAUCUUUUCAUGUGCUUAUUGACCCUUUGUGUAUCUUCUUUGGAGAAAUGUCUAUUUAAAUCCUUUGUCCAUUUUUAUUUGGGUCAUUUGUUUUUUUAUUGUUGAAUUGUAAGAAUUCUUUAUAUAUUCUGCAUACAAGUCCCCUAUCAGAUAUAUGAUUUGCAAAUAUUUUCUCCUAUUUCAUGAGCUAUCUUUUCACUUCCUUAAGGUGUCAUUUGCAGCACAAAAGUGUUUGAUUUUGAUGAAGCCAUUUUGUCUGUUAUUUCUUUGGUUGCUUAUGCAUUUGGUGUCAUAUGUAAGAAAGCAUUACCUAGUUCAAGGUCACUAUGUUUUCUUCUAGGAGUUUCAUAGUUUUAGCUCUUACAUUUAGGUUGAUGAUCCAUUUUGUAUAUGGUGUGAGGUAGGAGUGAAGUACUUUUUUUAAUAUAAAUCUUUUAUUUUGGAAUAAUUUCAGAUUUACAGAAAAGUUGCAAAGAUAGUACAGAGAGUUCCCAUAUACCCUUCACCCAGCUUCCUCUAAUGUCUAACAUAACUAUAGUACAUUUGUCAAAAUAAGAAAUUAUUAAUGGUAUGAUAGUUUUAACUAAAUUACAAACUUUAUUCAGAUCUCACCAGUCUUUCUACUAAUGUCCUUUUUUUUUCUGUUCCAGGAUCUAAUCCGGGAUACCACAUUACAUUUAGCUAAGUACUUUUUGUAUAUUAAGUCACUUAAUCCUCACAACAAUAUAAAUACCUUCAUUUUACAGAUGAGAAAAUUAGGGCAUAAGGAGCUUAAGUAAUUUGCCCAAGGUUAUAUAGCUAGUAAGUGAUGGAAUUUUUCUCAUCUUCAUCAUCAGUCCCAAAUUCUAGGUAAUUACACUACAUCCUCCAGUUACAUCCCGAGAAAGAUGCAUGGGAGUUAAAUGUUGUGAGAUGUUGCUAGUCUGAAAAUGAUUUUAUUCUAUGUGAUUGAUAGGGCAGAGACUGCCUGGUGUCCCCCAAUAUCUUUGGGUUCUGAAAUUUCACAAUGGUGUCCCUUGAUAUGGGAACUUUUUGCAUUUAUUGUGUUGGGCCCUCACUGGAUCCUUUCAACAGGGAGACUUAACGUCCUUCAGAUUGGAAAUAUUUUCUUACUUCUGUAAUAAUUUCCUUUCUCAUUCUAUUAGUGACAUGCUGGGGCUCCUGGAUUGCUCCUCUAAUUUUCCUGUCUUUUCUCUCCUGUUUUCCUUGUUUAGUUAGUUAGCUAGUUGUUUAUUUUUCAAAAUUGGGAAUACAUGUAUACCCAAUUGUUAUGUGACCUGAUUUUUUAAACUUACCUUUUUCUACGUAUUUUGAUGGCUGUACAUCAUAUGAACAUUCUUUAAUUUAAUUAACCAAUGCCCUAUUGUUAUGCAUGCAUUUCCUAUUAUUGCCAUGAACCUGCUUGAAGUAAGUUGUAACACGUCUUUAUUUCCUUAUAUUACUAAAAGCAGAAUUCCUAGAUCAGAAGUUAUGUAUAUCUUAAGUACUUUUUUCUGAUACAUAUUGCCGAUUUACCCUCCACAAAUUAACAUUCCCAUUAGUAAUAUGAAAGAAUGUUCAUUUUCCUUAUAGAAUAUACUUUUGGAAACAGAUAAGCUUAUUUAAAUUGAAAACAUAUAUUUAUUAUAAAUGGAAACUUGGUGGUAUUGAAUACAUUUGGGGGAAAUUUCCCUCUCUAAUCUGAGAGAUAGCCAGCCCUGGUGGUCUAGUGGUUAAAAUUUGGUGCUCUCACCACCACGACAGAGUUUGUUUCCCAGUCGGGGAACCACACACCACCCAUCUGUUGGUCGUCAGACUGUGGCAGCUGCAUGUUGCUGUGCUGCUGAAAGCUAUACCACCGAUAUUUCAAAUACCAGCAGGGUCGCUCAUGGUGGACAGAUUUCAGCGGAGCUUCCAGACUAGACAGACUGGGAAGAAUGACCUGGCCACCCACUUCCAAAAAAAUUGGCCAUGAAAACCCUAUGAAUAGCAGCAGAGCAUUGUCUGAUAUAGCACCAGAAGGUGAGAGGAUAGUGCAAAAAAAAAGGUUGGGCAGGGUUCUACUCUGCUGCACAUAGGGUUGCUAGGAGUCGGAAUAGCCUUGAUGGCACUAACAACAACAAAAUCUGAGAGAUAGCUUCAUAGAUUGUAGUUACAACAUAUAUUAUCACUAUUAUGCUUCUAACCAUCCUUAGAAUGAAUACUCUGGAUUACUUAUAGAGUUAAAUUUUCUCUGGCUUAACUAAGAGCAUCCCUGUCCUAGAGCCGUAAUACUUAGGAAUUAGAUUAGGGCUGUCAGAGCACUAAGAAGAGUGAGGUGGCUGAGAGCUUUCAAACAUCUGGUGAUUUAUCAUCAGCGGAAUUUAAAAUAAACUGCUUUGCAUGUAGAAAACUCAUAUCCAGUUUUCACUGAAAAUGAAGGUGUCACCUUGCUCGUACGUGAUUUGUCAAUGACUGCUGGGUAGCCAAGAAAACCUUAGUAGGAUUGAUGAUGAAAAACCAAAAACUGGAAUGGCUACCUAACCCUUAUAAAAUUAAAGAUCUUCUGUAACUUUUCUUUGCCUCAAAAGCUAUUGCCGAAAAAAGUCUUUAUUCUUUAUAGAGACAUCCUGAAAUACUUACAGAAGAAAUGAUAUGAUAUUUGGAAUUUACUUCA
This is a messenger RNA of Diceros bicornis minor, 7483 nucleotides long. It is a transcript of the gene EVI5, whose product is annotated as ecotropic viral integration site 5. The record is from RefSeq and is a predicted model, not a curated record. Lineage: Eukaryota; Metazoa; Chordata; Mammalia; Perissodactyla; Rhinocerotidae. Bases 101 to 2323 code for a protein of 740 amino acids. The transcript is spliced from 20 exons.